UUGAACAUGGACUGUACCAUGCUGCUCCGGGUAGUGGCUUGUUCCACAUUCCCAUGUCAAUUCGCAGCUUAUGGGCGUGGAGUUUGCAGAAGCUGCUGGAUCUCGCAGAGUGCUGCUGCUGAUGCUGCCACCCGUGGGCGACAUUAAAAGGCAUUAAGAGCAAACGGAGGUGACACUUGCAGCCAAGUCCUGCAGAUAAAUUGAAGCUUGCAGGAGGUGUGGAGAAAUCAGCUGCGUGAACCGUGAUGAUCACAGUCACAAACGGAAUACAUUUUUGAAUUAUUAUACUCUUCUCAAAUCUGGAAACACCGAGCAGCAUAGUUGACUACGUACGGUGUGAAAGAAGUUCAACAUACAUACAGAACACCGUCCUCAUCAAAAAUCGAGACAAGUACUCACUACAUCGCACAACCUGCAGUACAGUAUGGGCCAACUUCUGGACACAACUGCUGCUGCUGCUCAGGAAUGGAGCUCUUUCUUGGGGCACCAGGCACUGAUCAGCCUGGCCAUAUUUUGCAUAAUAUUCCUGGUUCUUCGGGCUAUACUCCAGGAGGUAAAGGCAACUAAACGCCCAUUGGACUUUCCUCCUGGCCCAAAGGUGAUACCAUUUUUAGGGAAUGUGUCUUUGUUUAAGAAGCCCGAUGUUGCCUUAGACGAAGUUACGAAACAGUAUGGAGAGGUGUGCAGCGUAAUGGUGGGCAAGAUUUCCAUGGUGUUUGUGAGUGGCUACCAGGCAGUAAAAGAGGUCCUAGUGCAUCAAGGGCAUGAGUUUGCAGACCGGCCAAACACCCCCUUCAACAAAAAAGUCAACGGAGGCCUAGGCAUUAUUUUUGCUCCAUAUGGAAAAUAUUGGAUGCAACAUCGUAGGUUUACUCUGUCAACAUUGCGGAAUUUUGGACUUGGUAAGUCAUCCAUAGAACAAACCAUUCAGGCAGAGGUUGGCUUCUUAAUCGAGGCAUUUAAACAGAAAGGAUCGGCAUUUGACCCUCACUACGACUUAAACAGUGCUGUGGGAAACAUAAUUUGUUCCAUGGUUAAAGGGAAACGGUAUGAAUACAGUGAUAAGCAGUUCCAGGAUUUUUUGCACCUCGUUGAAAACAAUCUUCAACUCCAAUCAGGGCUGCUGGGAACUUUAUGCAACAUCUUUCCCUUCUUGAUGGACUUUCCUGGACCGCAGCAGAUAAUAUUCAAAAGCAUGGCAAAAUCGAAACAGUUUAUACGUGAUAUAAUAUCUGAACGCCAUGCAACAAGAGAUCCCAUCAAGCCAAUGUGCCUGAUUGACGCCUACUUGUCUCAAUUGGAGAAAGAGGACAAUCCCAACAGCAGCUUCUCAGAACAGAGUCUCAUCAUGUUGGCGUUGGACCUUUUCAUUGCUGGUGCAGAGACCACCUCCACCACAUUACGCUGGGGCCUUCUCUACAUGAUGAUGCACCCUGAAAUACAAGCCCAGUGCCAUGAGGAGAUUGACAAGAUUGUGGGAUCAGAUCGACUACCAUGCAUGGAGGACAGACACAGUCUGCCCUAUCUGGAUGCUGUGAUCCAUGAGAUACAGCGCUUCAGUAACAUUGUUCCUUUCGGGGCUCCACAUGCCACCACUGCAGAUGUCAAGUUCCGCCAGUACUUGAUUCCAAAAGGGACGAUCAUAAUGGUGAAUAUGAAAUCGGUUCUGAGCGAUGAAAACCAUUGGAAAACCCCAUACGAAUUCAGUCCUGAAAACUUCCUUGAUGAGGAUGGCAAGUUUGUAAAGCCAGAUGCCUUCCUGCCCUUCUCUGCUGGCCCCCGUGUCUGCUUGGGGGAAAACUUAGCAAAGAUGGAGCUCUUCCUUUUCUUUGCAUCUCUUUUGCAGCACUUUGAGUUUUACUGGCCUGAUCUGGUCUCUGCACCAACCCUGGGUUACAUAUUACAGAUCACCAAGGCUCCAAAAUCUUACAAAUUGGGGCUUCAUCUCCGCAAUGGAACAUAGUUUAAAGAGUGCUAUAGUGUGUGUGCUGGUUUGAGUCUAUCAUGUCUGAGCACACAUGCACGCAUUGGAAAAGGUUUUAUAUAUAUAAAACAAUACAUGACGAUUGGUGAAAAAAAACUGGUAGAAAUCUGGUGUACAACAAUACGUGAAUCAAUUUAACUGUUUCUAGUAAAUCGUUUAAUCAUAUGUUACGUUAGUUUAAAGAUAGACAUGAUAGUUUUCUCCAAACAUCUUCCAUUACUUCAGCGAAUUUGCCCAAAAAUAAGUUGACCUUCAUUUCAUACUAUCUUUCACAAGUCACCCGGGGCCCGAGUACAUGAACGUAGAAAUAGAUAAUUGACGUGAUAGCUACUUCACAAUUUAAACUCGAGGUUAGCUCAGAUCGUGGAAUGUGCUGGAUAUGCUCUCUACUCUGUGUGGCAAUUAUAGUGACAUACUGUGCCCGCAUAAGGCACAGAAUGCGAGCUAAUAAAUACGCAAACUUUAUUUCUGAAAAAGGAAGACAUUGAUGGCCGAGCUGUGGAGGUCCAAUUACAUUUUCAGGAUCUUUAUGGCCUCACAAGAGAUUGUUAUACGAGUGGGUUGCAUUAUGAGCGAGAGACUAGAUGGAGUGGAGUGGCCCAAAGGCUGGAAGAAGCCCAGAGAUGGGCCAGAGAGCCAGGGACCCAGAAUGAGCAGAGCAUGGCAGAUGAGGGUCAGAUCCUAGAAGAUCCAGAGGAGCCAGGGGCGACCGUGAUGUUCACAUAAGCUUGGUAGGCUGCCCUUGACCGAAGCCGUACAUUGCACGAGAGGUAUCGUGGUAAAGCAGUUAAAGUAUUGCGGUGAAGCAGUGGAGAAGCUAAUAGCUAUUUGUCAGGAUUCCAGUUCUUAAAUAGUAUAGAGCCGAUACAUACGAAAGUGAGAUUAAGGAGACUCAAAGUUAGUGCGGCAGAAGAAAUCUGAGGAGACAGAGAAGACAUUUGCCUACUGGAACAGGAAACUCAUUUUGAGAUGGAUAGAGGUUAACACGAAACCGUAUUGUGCUAGGUCACAAACUAAAGUAAGUGACUGUAAAACUACAAGUCUGUGAAUAGUUGUCACGGUGAAGUCAUGUAUGCACGUCGGACGUUCAAAGGAGGCCAACGUCAUCGUUCUACACAUCGUCAAGACCCGACCAUCCCCGGCCAGUCACCAGCUGCAUCAACCACCUGGCUGCCAUGCCGUCAUCCAUAAAGCUGCCGUCUUUGCUUUUCAGGAGACAUUGUGUGCGAGCGGCAUUACAACAAAAACGUAUUUUACUCAUCAAUUAACUUCAGUCACCAGUCAGAAGCUUCCUACACUUCUGCCGUGUCGCCUCAACUGUGGUGUACGAGGUCAUCUGCUGCAGACUGUACCUGAAAUAAAUACGAAUUCACAAUUAUCACCCCCUGACAUACUUAACCAAUCAUCACAAUUUCAUUAUCACAUAUUGACAUUCAGCGGAACGUAGAAACUAACGAGUUCGUGGUGCCGAUGAUAUUCUGAGUGUACUAUACACCAACAACAUUAAGUGUGCUUCAUACUGAGAAAGAUGGUGGCAGCUGGCAGCAACAGUCAUCUGCACAAUCCCUAAUUUCCCUCCUCCAUCCCUUUACCUCCCCUACCAUGACCUCCUUGUCUCUUCCCCUGCCGUAUUCCCGUCCACCACCACUAUUUUUUAGGUAUAUAAUUUCUUCAUUAUUUUGGUGAUGUCCGUGUUUUGAUUUGUUUGGAGGCACCGCUCCCGUACCUGCUGCCUGCACCCACUGGCGCAUCCGUUUGGUAGCCCGGGUUACUCACUGGGGUGCAGCGUCGCCCUGCGCAGCGCGGAUUCCUCAUCAUCCCGUGCGACCGGUGGGUCGCUCCUUCGCAGGGCCAUGCAACCACCGGGGGGGCUUUGGCUGCCCGAGGUCAUCGGGGAUUUUUUGCGGUGCCCGAGAUGGAAGGAACCUGCGGCCGGGAUCUUUCCUGGGGGAGUCUUUCACUGUGUCUGCGUGCGGAGCGUGGUGGGGAGCACUCCGCGAUCUUCCUCGUCGCGAGCUUGGCCCGGAAUUCUGCUAAAUUGUAGGGAAGUGGACGUCGUCGACGGAGUGACAGACUCGCUCGCGGAGGCACCCUUCCCUCGCCUGGCUCCCCCCUGGCCGACCCCCUUUGUCUUCCCAAUGAGAUGCCUCAACACUUUUCCACCCCCCAGAUUUUUGUUGCUCCCCAGCUACGACCAGGCCUACCCCAAUACCCUCCUCAUGACUCCUGCCUGUUCUGAUGUCACUAAAAUUACACCACCACUUUAAAUAAUAACCCCAUUCUUCAUCUCAAACUGCUAUCUUACGUACAAUUUUAUAAUACCUUGGAAAUGGCGCAAUAUAAAUUUCAAUAAGAUAUCUUGAAAGCUGAUUGCAUUUGUUGAAUUAUGUGCCUUGUAAUAAUCAUAGCGUGUACUGGGUCAUAACACCUUUUUUACCUGAAUUCUGAGUUAAGUCAUUGAUUUGUUUUAAUUGUGUAACAGUACCAUCCACAACUUUAAAGCUUUGGCUCAAGUGUUCGGAUUUCAAAAUAAUUUACUAUUCUGUAAUGAUCACAACACUACGUUGUUUCUAUUGUAUUGUAAAAAAAUAUGAAAAUGUAAAAAUGGCAACUGUGGAAUGUUAAUGUAUUCCAAUGUCAAUUAAAUGCGUUUUGUUAAUGCAUAAUUAUUGCGCGUAAAUUAAUAAUUGAUUGGUAUGCAUAUGCUUAUUAAAAAAUAUAUUUUAAUACGAUUUAUAAAUUCAAGAUCAGUUAGUGAAUUCCAUUAAACAAUAGAUUUUCGCAUUAAUGACAAGUUAUUAUUGGCUUUCACGUUGUCUAGGGGUGUGUUAUCAAUCGUGAUAAUAUCAAUGAUUCUCGCUUUAACAUUUUCUGAUUAUAACUUUAUCAAUGUGUACCGUAUUUUCCCGCAUAUAACCCGCGGGGUAUACCACUUUUUACAAACAAAACAAGACCCUGCGUGGUAUAUAGAGGUGCGGGCUAUCCCAAAAAUAUAUUACACGUGUGACA
Messenger RNA from Petromyzon marinus (sea lamprey), 4993 nucleotides. NCBI's taxonomy places the organism in Eukaryota, Metazoa, Chordata, Hyperoartia, Petromyzontiformes, Petromyzontidae. The record is from RefSeq and is a predicted model, not a curated record.